AACCAAAAAAACCAAAAAAUUUAGGAAACAAAAACACAAACAUAAGCAAAACACAAAAAACAAGAAAAACCACAAAGUUAAAUAAACAGAAGAGAGCCGGUGAGCGUGUGCAACGGUCGAAGCAUCUAAUCAUUUUGUUCUUCACGAGAAAAAGCAUCAAAACGGCCUUUUCUUCCUCUUUCUCUCUCUUCUUCCUUUUUCUUUUUUAUGGCUUAAAAUUAUGAGAGAGAAAAAAAGCUAAAAGAAAAACAAUAAAAUAAAAGGGUAAGAAAGAAACGAAGAAAGAACUGCCCCAAAUGCCUUUUCUUCCGCUUCCUUUUUGAUCUUCAAAAACAAUGGCUGACGAUCUCUGUUCCUUCACCAAGGAUGUAUUUAUCACAAAGGCACCAAAAAAAUCUCCAUUGGUGUUGAGGAUGAUUGUCUUGGUCUUUGCAAUGGUAUGUGGUGUGUAUAUAUGCUCAAUUUGUGUAAAGCAAAUUAGCACACGCAGCAAGGCCGGAUUUCUGAAUAUCCCAGUGAUCCAAAAGGCGUGUCCAGAACCUAAUAUUGAACCAUGGGAGAUUCCUUAUGUGCAUUACCCUAAACCUAAAACUUAUAGCAGGGCUGAAUGUGCAUGUAAUCCUGUGAGAUAUUUCGCCAUUUUGUCAAUGCAGAGAUCCGGAAGUGGAUGGUUUGAGACAUUGUUAAACAAUCAUACUAACGUAAGCUCUAAUGGGGAGAUUUUCUCUGUUAAAGUUAGGAGGAGUAAUAUUUCCACAAUCGUUGAGACUUUAGAUAAAAUCUAUAAUCUAGAUUGGCUCAGUAGUGCUUCAAAGAAUGAAUGCACAGCUGCGGUUGGCUUAAAGUGGAUGCUUAAUCAGGGUCUCAUGCAGCAUCAUACAGAAAUAGUAGAGUACUUCAAUACUCGGGGGGUUUCAAUUAUAUUUCUCUUCCGAAGGAAUCUACUGCGUAGGAUGAUUUCAGUUCUGGCAAAUUUGUAUGAUCGAGAUGCUAAGCUAUUAAAUGGGACCCACAAGUCUCAUGUGCAUUCCCCUCAUGAGGCAGACAUACUUGCAAAAUACAAGCCCACAAUCAAUGCAACAUUGCUGAUACCCAAUCUGAAGCAAGUAGAAGAGACUACUGCCAAAGCUUUGGAGUACUUCAAUAGCACUCGGCACAUCAUCCUAUACUAUGAAGAUGUAGUAAAAAACCGCACUAAGUUAACAGACGUUCAAGAUUUCUUGAAGGUUCCACGUAGGGAAUUAAAGAGUCGGCAGGUGAAGAUACACAAAGGUUCUCUUUCUCAACAGGUUGAGAAUUGGGAUGAUCUCAAAAAGGUGAUCAACGGAACUCAUUAUGAAAGUUUCCUCCAAGCAGAUUAUCGAAAGUAAAGCAAGGAUUGUGUAUAUAACAUGCUCCAUUCUCUCUUUCUUCACUCACUCACUCACUUCUCUCUCUCUUUUCUUUUUUCUUUAGAUUUUUGCCACAGGAGCCAACAGGACAUUUGUCCUGUUGAAAUUUUGGCUGUGGCACUUGUGUUGUGCCUUCGGCUUAUUUGAUUUUUACCCCUCCUACUAAUAUUCUAUUGAUUCUUUUUUAUCCUCCCUUUUUGGAUGAAAUUUGUUGUAUUUCAGCUGAUCAAGAAAGAAAAAUGCAGUUUCACUGAGUAACUUGUCUCCAUAUACACUUCUAUAAAUUUUUUUUUUUUUUUGGUGGCAAGUAAAUUUGAAGAUGAG
Messenger RNA from Quercus lobata, 1715 nucleotides. RefSeq lists its product as uncharacterized. The transcript has 6 exons. Bases 336 to 1370 code for a protein of 344 amino acids. The record is from RefSeq and is a predicted model, not a curated record. NCBI's taxonomy places the organism in Eukaryota, Viridiplantae, Streptophyta, Magnoliopsida, Fagales, Fagaceae.